GCGCGGGCGGGCGCGGGCGCGGGGCCCGGCCGGCCGCAGCACUGCACGCAGGUCCGCACGCGGCGCCUCAUGAAGGAGCUGCAGGACAUCGCGCGCCUGAGCGACCGCUUCAUCUCCGUGGAGCUGGUGGACGAGAGCCUCUUCGACUGGAACGUGAAGCUGCACCAGGUGGACAAGGACUCGGUGCUGUGGCAGGACAUGAAGGAGACCAACACGGAGUUCAUCCUGCUCAACCUCACCUUCCCCGACAACUUCCCCUUCUCGCCGCCCUUCAUGCGGGUGCUCAGCCCCCGCCUGGAGAACGGCUACGUGCUGGACGGCGGGGCCAUCUGCAUGGAGCUGCUCACCCCCCGCGGCUGGUCCAGCGCCUACACGGUGGAGGCCGUCAUGAGGCAGUUCGCCGCCAGCCUGGUCAAGGGGCAGGGCCGUAUCUGCAGAAAAGCUGGCAAAUCAAAAAAGUCAUUCAGCCGUAAGGAAGCUGAAGCAACAUUUAAGAGUUUGGUGAAGACCCAUGAAAAAUAUGGGUGGGUCACUCCUCCUGUCUCUGAUGGCUGACAUUUGCAAGCCACACCUCAGCCGCUAAACAGAACCAAGUACUCUGACAUCUCCUCAGUGCUAUACACCGCCCGUCCUUUUCUACUUCAGCUUCUGUUAGAUACCAUGAAUGUCAAGGAGACAUUUAAGUUAUUUAUGAACAGAUAUGUUUACAGAGGGAGAGAAAACACAUGCUGUGUUGGGUUAUGUUCCAGGACUGCUGAAUGGUCAUCAUUAAGUCACUUUAGAGCGGAUGUUGAGAUUGUGUCAUUUGCCCCCCAUACAGGCCACAUUGUCUUCAGCUUCUUUCCAUGACAGCAGCAGCACCAAGUAGCAGGAGUGGAAUUCUAUCCAUUGCUGCUCAGUUAUUUAAAUGUAAAUGAAAAAAGUUAAUAUUUAAUAGGGAAGCAGUGCAUUGCAGGUACAUGUUUGCUGUGCUGUUUAUCUUUGUUUCCUAGCAGGUCAACAUAACUUGACGAUUUGUCUUUAUGUGGAGCUGUGGUCUGCUGUGACUAAAUUUAGACCUCAUUUGUGCUCUAUAUAUGACCUUUGAUUCAUAAAAAGAACAGAAUUAUAACAACAAGAGGUUCUAGUGUUGAAAAACUGUUCAAUGAAAUCACCCAGUUGGUCAAAACGUGCUAUCUAUGCUGAUAUUGUGGUGUGCUGUUGUUCUGAGAUAAACCAAUGCGAUUAGAUGAAGGUCAGGUGAAGCUUCAGAUAUCAGAUACACCCACUUGUGGGUCUCAAAGUGGUUAAUAGUAGAAUAGUUUUUAACUUCCCAGCAAAAUGCAGUACUCCUACAAUAGCAUGUUGCCUGUCAACUCUUCGGUGGCAAAACAAACACAAAACAAUGCACAAAUCAAUCUUAAAAGUUAUCCAAGUCAUUUGAAAAUGAUGUGCCAGUGACAAGGUAAAAAGUUAGAUUUUCAAAGAAAGUGAAACAAGUGGUUUGUAAGAUGAUUUGCAUGACUGGAUUUUUUUUAUUUUUACUAAAUAGACAUUGUAUGUACUUUGAGCCCAGGAUCUGAAAAAACCCACUGAUGUAUAUAAAUGUCCUGCUAUUUAAUCAUUAAGAUUUAAGUUUUCUCUUCUGUUAAAUAAUUUUAAAAACUUUCUAAGAGACUCCAUAAAAUCUGGAGAUAAUGUUUAUAAUAUCAUAAGGAAGGAGUUUAAAAAUGUGGAAUCCAAAUGGAAAAUCGUAUUGGACACAUUCUGAAUAAAAUUACCGGUACCAUUCCACUGCCUCAAGAAUUCAAUCAUUUUAGGCUGGUUUUUUAAUUUUUAUUUUAUUCCAAGUAAGAUUCAUCACUGUGAUAUACUAGAAAUCCUAUAGGUAUAUUAUGCCUACUGUGGUAGCAUUUACAAUUGAAAGUAGAACAUUAUUGAUUGUAAAAUGCAAUCCAGUAAAAAAAGUAUAGUGUCUUUGAAAAAGCAUUCCUUUAUGUGCCCAACAUAAGUAAGAUUAGACCAUUGUUACUUUUAAAAAUGGCUGAACAGUUUCUGGUUGCUGUUCAGCAGCAUUGGGAAAAUGUCAUUUUCUAACUGUGUACGGGACUUCAUGGGGUUUUAGUUUGUUGUAAAGCUGCCCAGAAUAGCGAGGAACAAGCAAACUAAAUGAACUGAAACAGGGGAGUGUUUUAGGGCCAGUUUAAUGCCAGCAUCCCACAGGAGGAUGGCCUAGUCUAUGCUUAAAAAUGUUGCCAACCUAGUUAUGUUGGUUUAAAGAGUGAAAAAUCACACUCCUACCCAAGGUAGCUCUGCUGCCAGAUACUUAAAGCUGCUGGUGCAUUUAUAAAAGCAAGAAAGUUCUUUUGCCCAUCUAGCUUGUUCUGUUUGGAACAUUGACUGUACCAGCAAAAGCACACUUUUUUUCUGGUGUAAACUAUCUCCAGGAUUUAUCUAGGGGGUUUAUCAGGGCAAGUAGACUGACU
Alligator sinensis (Chinese alligator) is the source of this 2465-nucleotide messenger RNA. RefSeq names its product ubiquitin conjugating enzyme E2 Q family like 1 (gene UBE2QL1). The record is from RefSeq and is a predicted model, not a curated record. The transcript has 2 exons. Bases 70 to 555 code for a protein of 161 amino acids. NCBI's taxonomy places the organism in Eukaryota, Metazoa, Chordata, Crocodylia, Alligatoridae.